Argentina anserina (silverweed cinquefoil) is the source of this 3049-nucleotide messenger RNA. RefSeq names its product BEL1-like homeodomain protein 7. Gene Ontology annotation, molecular function: RNA polymerase II cis-regulatory region sequence-specific DNA binding; DNA-binding transcription factor activity, RNA polymerase II-specific. Lineage: Eukaryota; Viridiplantae; Streptophyta; Magnoliopsida; Rosales; Rosaceae. Gene Ontology annotation, biological process: regulation of transcription by RNA polymerase II. The transcript is spliced from 5 exons. Bases 813 to 2795 code for a protein of 660 amino acids. The record is from RefSeq and is a predicted model, not a curated record.
CAUAGAGGUUCAAGUUAGAGAGAGAGAGAGAGAGAUGGAAGGGGGUUUAAGAGAGGGUUUCAGGUCCACCAACUGGUAGUUAGAGAUUGAGCUCCUUAACCAAACUCUUGAUUCAUCAUCAAUCAAAGUUCAAGUCUUUGAAACAAGGAAGAAGAAGAAGAAGGAAAUACAGAGAAUUCUGAAACAGAGCACCAACUACAGCUUUGGUUGGUUUUUUUUUACUCAAAGCUAAACUACCAAGAAGAGCUAAGAAAACCCACCAAAGCCCAAAAAUGGAAUCCCAUUUCUGGAAAAAAAGCAAAGCCAUCAUCUUUCCUUGAGUGACAUAGUAAAACUCCUCUCUUUUUCUCCGUAGUUUUUCUUUCCCUAGAGAGAGAAGCCUCUGUUUCAGACUCUGCUUCUCUUUCUCUCUCUUCCGUUUUGCGUGCGUGUGAGUCUCACGUGGGGUUUUGAAGCAGUGAUGCUAAUGGAUGAAGAAUAUCUAUGAUUGCAAAGAAGAGAGAGAGAGAGAGAGAGAGAGAGAGAGAGAGAGAGAGAAGAAACUAAAAGUGAAGAAACUCCCAAGUCUCUUUUGAAAUAAUACUCUUGUUUCACUUGUCUCUGUAUCUUUGGUUGGAUAAAGAACUUAGUUCUUGGGAUCGGAAAGUGUUUCGGUUCUGAGAGGGACUCUGUUUAAGCGAUCGGGUGUUGUUCUCUAAGACUUUUCUGUUCCCUCAAACAACCCACAACUGUUGCAGGUUCCCAGCUUUGGGGUCAAGUAUGUGAUCUGUGUCAAAUACAACUGGGCAAGAAGAUUUCGAAGUUUAACAAAGAUGGCAACUUAUUACAGUAAUUCAAAUGAUGAAAAAGAUGGUACACCAAUGCUCUAUUCAAGGGAACUCUCAACUAGUACAUAUCCAGAAACGCCUGUUCUUUCUGGAAACAUGAUGAUGUAUAUGAACUCGGGGUCAUACUCAGAUACAUUAGCUGGAAGUUCUCAGAACCAAAACAACUGCAUUGAAGUUGUUUCUUCUGUGGGGGCUUUGGAUGGUAACACCCAACAGCAGGAUAUCUUAUCACAUCUAGGUGGCUCACGUAUAGGAGAGCUGAAUCCUUAUGCAUGGAGAGAUAGUAGAAAUGAGAUGCCCGUAACGAACCCAAUAGAUGGUUCUGCAGCUAUUCUUCAUGGUGGACAGAACUUGCAAGGUCAGGGAUUGUCCCUCAGCCUCUCAUCAGGAAUGCAAGUGCCUUCUAUGUCAUACCGGAAUCCCAAUAUGGGUUUUGCCUCAUUCGCAAGUCCUAAUUCAUCAUUUUCAAGUGAGGGCAGGAAUGGCUCUUUCAGAGAUGAUCAGCCAAGAAAUGUCGAAUAUAUGCAACCUAGUUUCCCUGGAGGCAAUGCAGAUUCAAGUAAAGGGGACUUGUCUCCAUAUGGGAUGUCGAGUAUUGCAAGGAACAUUCCUAAUUCCAAGUACCUGAAAGCAGCACAACAACUACUUGAUGAAGUUGUCAAUGUCCAGAAAGCACUGAAGCUGCAUGAUAGGGAGAAGAACGAAGGUGCAAGUGAUCAUACGAUGAAGGGUUUCAAGGAGGGUGAUGAUAGAUCAAAGAACGAGAUUGAAAGUGGAGAAUCUUCAAACCCCCAAGAGUCCGCCAGUGACUCACCGUGUGAGCUUUCACAUGCUGAGAAACAAGAGUUGCAAAACAAGAUGACUAAACUUCUGUCUAUGUUAGAUGAGGUUGAUAGAAGGUACAAACAAUAUUAUCAUCAGAUGCAGAUUGUGGUAUCAUCGUUUGAUGUGAUAGCAGGAAGCGGGGCAGCUAAACCAUACACAGGAGUUGCUCUUCAAACCAUUUCUCGCCACUUUCGAUGCUUACGUGAUGCAAUUACUGGUCAGAUACGAACAACCCAAAAAGGCCUUGGGGAGCAAGGCACUUCAGGAAACAUUAAAGGGGUUGGAAUUACUCGCCUCCGUUACGUGGAUCAGCAGCUCAGGCAGCAAAGAGCCCUUCAGCAGCUUGGUAUGAUGCAACAGCAUGCAUGGAGGCCACAAAGAGGUCUGCCAGAAAGUUCUGUUUCCAUUCUGCGAGCAUGGCUAUUUGAACAUUUCCUCCAUCCCUAUCCCAAGGAUUCUGAUAAGAUCAUGCUAGCAAGGCAGACAGGCUUAACGAGAAGUCAGGUCUCAAAUUGGUUUAUAAAUGCACGGGUGCGUCUCUGGAAACCCAUGGUUGAGGAGAUGUACAACGAAGAGGCUGGUGAUGCUGAAAUGGAAUCUAAUUCUUCAUCUGAAAAUGCACCCCAAACCAAAAAAGGUGAAAAGAGGACCCUAGAAGAUGCAGGAGAAGAUGUGCAGCCUAGUUCAAGUUCCCCAGGAACUGAUAGAUGCAGCACAGGACGAUUUAUGGACUCCAAAUCUGAUCAUUAUGAUGUGGAAAUGGCUGGAUCCACUGGGACCGUCAGCUUCCAAAAUGGGACUCGUCGUGACGGUGAAAGGCCUGGUAUGGAUGAAAGUAGUUUCUUUUCUGAUGGAAUGGUUCAGUCUGAUAGGAACAGUGAAAGAUUUGUGACUGCGUACCACAUGCCGGAACUGGGGAGGUUUGAAAGUGGAAGCGGCGUGUCUCUAACAUUGGGGUUGCAGCAUUGUGAUGGUGGUAACAUUCCUAUCUCUAGUGGGACUCCUCACAGUUUUGUUGCCGUGAGAGACGAUGAUUUGUACAAUGCAGCAGCUUCUUCCGUUGGUACAGAGACCACAGAUUUCGACCAGCAGCACAGAUUUGGUUCCUCCCAUCUAUUACGUGCGCGUGAUUUUGUCGUAUGAAAGAUCCUUCAUUGCUUAUCCACAUUGGUUAUGUUGAUUCUUAGGGGGAGAAGACAACAGAUAGUGUUAGGGUUUUGACUUGUGACAUGCUUGCAAGUGUUGAAAGGAAAGAUUAUUCUCCUUGAAACAUUGGAAACAUAAAAGUCAGUUGUAAUAUAUGAUCGAAGAACUUGAUCGAAGCUCAGCAUAUUUGUAAAGAUAAGAUCCAUAUUAUUUCUUUAAUGUGCAAAGGGAAAAUGUACAAUCGAUGCCAA